GGUUUACUUUGCAAUAUCUGCUUUAGACCUAGCAACGCUAUUCCAAACGAAAGAAUGUGUUCAUUCUGAGAUAUUUGCGUAACGUGGCAACGCUAUUCCAAACAAAAACACAUGUUCCACUUGCAGCAUCGAUGUAGUGUUCCCAACUAAAAGUCACUCCAACAGAAAUUGUCACCAUGCAAGUCGCUCUGUGGCUCAUCAAACUGUCCGGAAACUCGCCAACAUAUUAUAUAAAGUAGCCAUUAAACAGUACUUGAACGAAGAAUGGGAGCAUAUUGAGCAACAUUUAUCAAGCCAAGUGGUGAAACCUUAUUACUGAUUUCUCGUAUUAACAGUACAAUGAAUUUUCGAUAUUCAAAAAAGUCGUUGCUGUUGCCAGUGAUGUUGCGGACAUUGGGUCGUAUAAUUAAAGAACAAAAAAAAUUUAUGUGAUUGCGAGUUCGAUCUGACAUCGUGUCCUACCUUUCUUUUGUGUAAUGGGCAAUAUAUUUUCUAGGCAAGGUUCCGAGAAGAGCGUUCUCGGUAAAAGACGAGCCGAGUCGCAUAACGAUGAAAGCGAAUCGAAAAGAGCACGUUUCCAACCCAAAGAACCAGAUGCCGGCAUCACUGCUUAUGUAAAUCAAUCGCUUCCGGGAUUCCGCGGAAUCAUCAAAAAUAGAAUUGAGGAUUUCUUGGUACACGAAGUUGAUCUUGAUGGACGCGUUGUAACUCUCGAGUCAAUGGAGCCUACGAUUAUCGAAGAAAAGAAACGCAAAAUAGCUGCGGCGACAGAGCUUUUGCACGAAGCCGAAUUUGAUGCAGAAGUAGCAAAGCUGUUCGACGAGGAGUUUGCAAAGCAACUGCGCGAGUUAUUACAGGCCGGAUCAGAAAACAAAGAGUUGUCGGCCUCUGUUCCGUCCACCAAGGAAGCACGGUUUGAUUUCUACAAGCUUGUUGACAGACAUUUGACGAAAGAACGGCCCUUAGCGCUAUGCAAGGAUGGCGUACUUACCAUGCGAUGGGCUGUGGAUGCGGAAGAGCAAGCAAGAGAAGCACCGCCGAACUAUAAAGCUCUGGGUGGCGAGUAUUUGCAAUUUCAUGUGUACAAGUUUGGUAUUGAAAGCGCAAAGGCAAUUAGUAUCAUUGCAAAGUACGGCAAACUCAAGAAUUCACGGAUUGGCACUGCUGGAACCAAGGAUGCACGUGCAAUUACUGUGCAAACGAUGACAGCCCCCAAGGGAAGAGUGCAGCAGAUGAUCCUUGCCAAGGAGCAGCUGGAACAGAAUAAUAUUUAUAUCGGCGACUAUGAUUACGUACCGAAUGGAUUGACGCUAGGUGACUUGAGUGGAAACAGAUUCACAAUUGUCCUGAGGGAUGUGUCUGGUGCCACCGAAGAAAAGAUUGUCGAAUCCAUGGAUUCACUUCGCGAUCAAGGAUUCAUCAACUAUUUCGGUAUGCAACGGUUCGGAACAGGCACGAUCAUGACGCAUGAAAUCGGCCGUGCGAUACUGAAACUUGAUUUUGAAGAGGCUUGUGAUUUGAUUCUCAAGCCCCGUCCUGGAGAGCGAGACGACUUUGCUGAAGCGCGAGAAUUAUGGCAAGAUACCAAGGAUCCAGAGGCAACUUUAGAAAAGUUUCCUGGACGAUUUGGACCUGAGAGAGCCAUUUUGAACGCAUACAAGCGUGCUCCUGAAAACCAUCGAAAGGCAAUUACAUCGCUUCCACGACACAUGUUGAGCAUGUAUAUGCACGCCUACCAAUCUUAUGUAUGGAACCAUGUCGUAUCCGAGCGAGCCAAGCGUUUUGGAUGCGACAAGCCGCUGGUCGGCGAUUUAGUCCUUGUUUCCCCAGCAGAAAACAACAAGGAUAGCAACCGAGCUAGUGUUCUCAACAAUAAUGCAGGUCGUCGCAAUCCCUCUGAGCGAAAGAAACCCAAAGUUUUGAAGGAUGAGGAUUUGGGAUCGUAUACGAUUGAGGAUGUGGUGUACCCUGUGCCAGGGCACAGAUCACAGUACCCCAAGAACGAGAUGGGUGAAUUAUAUCGAGAACUCCUCGAAAAGGACGGUGUAGAGUUCAAUGCUCGUGCAGACAGCAUUAUGAAGGAUUUGGGUGGCGAUUAUCGACCGCUGUUAGCUAAGGCUGGCGAUCUCACAUAUUCAUUUAUACGUUAUGACGAUCCUGAAGCCAAUUUAUGUAACACGGACUUGGAUCGCAUCAACGGCAAGCCUGAACCACAGAGCAUAGAAGGCGCAAAGUAUAUGGCUUUACGGAUGGAUUUCACUCUAAAGACUAGCCAGUAUGCAACAAUGGCGCUACGCGAAGUAUUGCGAGAUGAUACAUCUUCGCGUAGUCAAAAGAGCCUUAAGCACUCUGAAUAAAAGGUUCUAGUUUCAAAACCG
Molecule: messenger RNA, 2378 nt
Organism: Zychaea mexicana
Lineage: Eukaryota; Fungi; Mucoromycota; Mucoromycetes; Mucorales; Lichtheimiaceae
Product: pseudouridine synthase
Exons: 13
Coding region: 477-2357 (626 amino acids)
Biological process (GO): pseudouridine synthesis
Cellular component (GO): nucleus
Molecular function (GO): pseudouridine synthase activity; RNA binding
Source: RefSeq, a predicted model, not a curated record